AUGAAUAGAGAGAGAGAGAGAGAGGGGCACUGAGGACGCGGAAAGGGCCAAAAAAAAAGACGAGAAAGAAGAGAGGAGGAAAUAGUAAAUAAAUCAGGACUAGUUUAUUUUGUCUACGUAACGUGAAGUUAUCAGUAGAAAACGGACAAGUCAACCGCUUUUUCAUACGUUUUUUACAACACCACGAGGACAGAGACGGGAGAGCCGCGUGGAAUAUGUUCUCUUUGUACUGAACAGGAGACUCUUUGCUAUAGCUGUAUUUUUAUGCGACGAAUUGUCACAGUGGAAAUAAGCCAAUUUUAUAGUCUAUUUUUGAUGGUGAUUUUGAUUUGGAAACCACCAAGUGAACCUAAUGCCAUGCUCUUUUGCACGAAGGGAACAAUAGCGUAACAGAGACUUGACUCGGUACAUUUUCUAUCUGCUCCUGUAGAAUCAAUACCGCGUUAAACGACCACACAACACGGAGAACAAUACAAAAAAUAACGCGAAUAAAUUCGCUCUACCAACAGGACUUCCAGGAUCUUCUUCAGCCGACCGAACAUGGCUGCGGUUACCAGCCCAGAGACGAGUCCUCAACCCCGGGUAUAUUUCCAGACGGCAGCUGCCGGUUCCACCGAAGAACCGGAGAUCCCUGUUCGGAAGCAAGGGCGAGUAACCGUGAAAUAUGACCGAAAAGAAUUGAGAAAGAGACUGAAUCUGGAGGAAUGGAUAAUCGAUCAGCUAACGGCUCUUUACGACUGUGAGGAAGAGGCUAUACCAGAGUUGGAGAUAGAUGUGGAUGAGCUGCUGGACAUGCCCAGUGAUGAUGACCGAGGAGCCAGAGUUAAAGAUCUCUUGAUAGACUGUUACAAACCUACUGAGGACUUUGUGUCUGAUCUGCUGGAUAAGAUACGUGGCAUGCAGAAACUCACCACCCCCCAGAAGAAAUAACCUCACCCCUUUCUCCUCCCUCAGCCCAAAUGGCCUUCCCCCACCCCCAACCUCACCCAACUGAAGAAAUAGGAGCUUUGCCUCCUCAGAGAUGGCGGGAGGAGGAGGAGGAGGAAGAGAAGAGAGUGGAGUAGAGGGACGAAGAUAAAGAGAAGAGAAGGUGGAAGAGGAGGAGAGAAGAUUGAAGCAGCCAAUCAGAUCUAAGCAGGGCUCAUGAUGUCCUAUCCUGUGGUUUUAUUUUAAUGUUAUAUUUAGUUGAAUCUUAUUUUUUAGUUUUUUUAAAGGGGUUUGUAUUGUUGUUAAAUGAUCGAUGGAUCUGUGCUAUUUCUCAUGUUAAUGUGAUGCCAGUGAACAUAGCAUACUAUAAUGUGGCUGUAUGUUUAGUAGUGGUGAGUUUUAGUCCCAAAUGGUAACUUAUCUUUUAUAGUCCACUACUUCUAACCAGGGCUCUGGUUGUGGACUGGGCGAUAGGGAGCCAUUUUGGCUCUGGUUGUGGACUAGGUGAUAGGGAGCCAUUUUGGCUCUGGUUGUGGACUGGGCGAUAGGGAGCCAUUUUGGCUCUGGUUGUGGACUGGGCGAUAGGGAGCCAUUUUGGCUCUGGUUGUGGACUAGGUGAUAGGGAGCCAUUUUGGCUCUGGUUGUGGACUGGGCGAUAGGGAGCCAUUUUGGGACGUAACCUUUUGAGUUUUAGGAUGGGACUGACUCCUGCGUAUAAUACAGUGUAUACAUUUAAAUGUUAGUCAUUUAGCCGAUGCUCUUAUCCAGAGCGACUUAUAGGAGCGAUUAGGGUUAAGUGCCUUGCUCAAGGGCACAACGGCAGAUUUUUCACCUAGUCGGUUCGGGGAUACAAACCAACAACCUUUCUGUUAUUGGUCCAAUGCUCUUAACCACUAGGAUACCUGCUGCCCUAUACGCAGCUCUGUGUGUGUUUAACGUGUGUGUGGUCUGGAACACACACACACACACACACACCGGGGGACUUGAACAAAGUGGCCUUGUUUCUUUCUUGCUCUAUAUUUCUCUGUCUCUUUUUGUUCUUCUUCUUCUUCUUCUUCUUCUUCUCUAAAACAGUUUCUUUUGUCUCGCGUAGUGUGCAGUCUAAGGGCUAUUUUCAGUGAGGGUCAUGGAGAGUUUUCAGUAGAGCAGUGAACCAAUGAGGGGUGAGAUGGGAGGAGGGAGUGAAGGCAGGGCAAGCAAAGGGAGGGGGGGGAGAGGGGGGGAACUGUAGUGGAAAAUUAUGGCUGUCUGGAUGCUUUUAUCCAAAUAGCAACACACACACUCACUCACACACACUCACACACACACACACACACACACACACACACACACACACACACACACACACACACACACAGGAAACAGCAGUAACACAGUCACAGACCACAGCUGCUGCUCCUUCAUGCUCACAUGUUAAUAGUGGCUCUCUCUCCAACAAACACACAAAUGGGAAGGGGGGGGGGGGGUGAAAAACCUAAUCAUUGAGAGAUAAAUAGAGCGACAGGGAGAGAGAGAGAGAGAGAAUCAGAGGUCUUACCCUUCCUGGCUCACAAGGCCUCAGUGUUGCUUAUCAGCUCUCUAUCUGUCCUCACACACACACACACACACACACACACACACACACACACACACACACACAGACACACACACACACACACCCACACACACACAGAGACACACACACAUCUCUCUAUUUGGCCCUCACUCCUUCCUUCUUCUCUCUCCUUCCGUUCUACUUCCAACAAUCAUCUACACUGAUGACCCCUCCCUCCAUCUCUCUAUUCAAUCCGCAUCGUGGAAGUUCAGCUUUACAGCGUGUCUGAAAGGUGACGUUUCCGUGGAGACCUCAUUCACCGGUAAAACCUGUAUACGUCGACUCAAGUCGGAAAUGACCUUGACAUUUCUAUCACGGGCUUUUAAGGUUUUCCCAGAUUGAAUAAAAAUCCGACUUUGCCUUUUGGCCUUUAUUUAUGUUACAAACCAAAUAGAACGGGACUUUAAUUUUUAAUGGAACAAUGUUUGUUUGUUGUUGAUGUUUCUCCUCUUUUUAAAAAGGAGAUCCUAUUGUUGUUUAGAAAAUAGGUCAUCUAGAGGUCACCUAGAGGUCAUUUAUAUCUCUACACUGCAUUCUUUAGAUGCAAAUAUCUAUUCUAGGUAAAUUUUUACUGUGUUUAUUAUUAUUGUUAUUAUUAUUAAGCCUGGGGUGUGUCCCAAAUGGCACCCUAUUCCCUAUAUAGUGCACUACUUUUGGCCAGAGCCCUAUGUGGGCCCUGUGAUAAGACUGCCGUCCUUUCCAGGGUGUACUUGUGCAUCUGCCUCACAGCACAUGAAAAAUGCUCAUAUGGGCUGUUCUGACUCUGAUAUGGCGACUUACUUACCCAUAAGUCUCUGGUCUAAUGUAGUGCAGUGUGUAGGGGAAUAAAGAAACCAUUUGAGACGUAGCCCUGAUAGACUGUUGUUGGGUGUGUCGGACUUAUUUUACUGUAUGACAACUUGCAAAAAAACAAACAAACAACAAAACAAAAAAAAAAUAUAUUUUAUUGAUUAAAAGAAAUGCUGUUUUAGAAGUGAUGUGUUUCUGGAGGAAAAGAUGAACAAACUGAAAAACAAAAAUGUAGCAAUAUCAACAGGGUCUUGUUAUUUACCAAUUUUGUUACACUUUUAUGCAACUUUAAUAAAAAUAUGUUAAAAUGAA
Messenger RNA from Oncorhynchus mykiss (rainbow trout), 3622 nucleotides. RefSeq names its product protein phosphatase 1 regulatory subunit 14B. Gene Ontology annotation, biological process: innate immune response; regulation of phosphorylation. NCBI's taxonomy places the organism in Eukaryota, Metazoa, Chordata, Actinopteri, Salmoniformes, Salmonidae. Gene Ontology annotation, cellular component: cytoplasm. The record is from RefSeq and is a predicted model, not a curated record. Gene Ontology annotation, molecular function: protein serine/threonine phosphatase inhibitor activity.